AACCUUUUUAUACUGUAUUCUCUAUGCCCCCAAUUCUGACUCCACUGAUUGGCUCUUUUUCUCUUGGAACUUUCCAUCACGCACUUUUUUCCAGGUAAAAACAACUGCAGUGGAAUAUUGAGGCCUCCCCCUCCUUUAUCUCCCCAAAUUCUGUGCUUCUUCAGAGACCCUUUGCUUCCUUUUUUUUUUCAUUGUCUUUUGAAUUUUGGUUGGUGGGCAAUACUAAUAUAUGCAUAGAUAGUCGAUACAGAGGUUUUAAUUUCUUUUUUCUGGGGAGAAUUUGGAGGUCUUGUGAUACAGAGGGAGGUUCAGGCCUUGAGGGGAAAAGAUUGAAAAUGGAUGCUAUAAAGAAGCAAGCAAGUAAAUUAAGAGAACAGGUGGCUAGGCAGCAGCAGGCAAUUCUCAGACAACUAGGACAAUUGGGUCAUGAAGCUGUAAUGGUUGAUGACACUGAAAUGGAGUGUUACCAACAACUCCAAAAUUUGUACAAAUCUACAAGAACUGCUAAGCAUUUGCAGAGGGAUAUCGUCCGUGGUGUAGAAGGAUUUAUUUCAAUAAGCAAAAAGCAGAUGGAGAUAACUAGAAAGUUGGCAGAAGAUUGUUGCAAGUAUGGGAUUGAGAACCAAAGUGAUGCUCUUCACCUUGCAAGGGCUGCCUCUGGUUUCAGUACCACACAUGUCUCAAUGGAAGAUCAUAGGGAAACUAUGCUUGGGAUUCUUGCAAACCAGGUUUGUGAACCUCUGCGCGUGUCCAUAGCUGGUGCUCCAUUAGAAGAUGCUCGCCACUUGACUCACCGUUAUGACAGAGUCCGGCAAGAGUUUGAAGCCCAGGCAGCUGAUGUAUUAAGGCGUAGAUCAAAGUGUAAAGAUUCUUCUGCAGAGAGUGUUAUAAAGCUAAAAAGUUCAGAAGCAAAGUUGACUGAGCUUAAAUCUUCAAUGUUGGUGCUUGGGAAUGAAGCAAUUUCCGCUAUGUUGUCAGUUGAGGAUCAGCAACAGCAACUUACUUUUCAAAAGCUUCUUAGCAUGGUAAUGCUAUUCAAAAGUUCAUGUCAGGUGGAUGCUGAGAGAUCUUAUCAUCAAAACAUUGUUGCUCUUUUAGAGAAGCUGCAUUCUGAGAUGAUUCUGGAGGAGCAACUGAACGAGUCUUCGUUACAUUCAUCAUUUAGCCAGAAAGAUUCCUGUUCUCUAUUUGUACAUGUAGAUACCAUAAAUAAGUCUGAAGAUGAUGCAUACUUUAUUGCAAAGGUUAUACACUCUUUUGAUGCCCAAGCAGAUGGCGAGCUUAGCCUUGCAGUUGAUGAUUAUGUUGUUGUUAGGCAGGUGGCUCCUAAUGGAUGGUCCGAAGGAGAAUGCAAGGGCGAGGCUGGAUGGUUUCCUUCAGCCUAUGUAGAAAGGAGAGACAAGAUUCCUGCAAGCAAGCACUGGAAGGUUCGGGCAAUCGGUUUUAGUUUUGCUGCCUUCAAGUUCAUACAUGAAAUUCCCCUUCAUUGUAUAGUUCACUGUUGCUCGUUUGUUUGUUGACAAGUUUACCCUAGUUGGGAUCUGGGAUUCUUUUCCAUUUGAAGAUCAUAACUUUGUGUACUUUUAUUUUUGGGUUGAAGUGCUUUGAUGGGGAUGAAUACUGAUGCCUGGUGGAGAGUAACUAAAAUGCAUGGUUCUUUGGAAGUA
This is a messenger RNA of Coffea eugenioides, 1667 nucleotides long. RefSeq names its product SH3 domain-containing protein 1. Gene Ontology annotation, molecular function: protein binding. NCBI's taxonomy places the organism in Eukaryota, Viridiplantae, Streptophyta, Magnoliopsida, Gentianales, Rubiaceae. The coding region runs from base 336 to 1520 and encodes 394 amino acids. The transcript has 11 exons. The record is from RefSeq and is a predicted model, not a curated record.